Molecule: messenger RNA, 2052 nt
Organism: Colletotrichum gloeosporioides
Lineage: Eukaryota; Fungi; Ascomycota; Sordariomycetes; Glomerellales; Glomerellaceae
Exons: 3
Coding region: 1-2052 (683 amino acids)
Source: RefSeq, a predicted model, not a curated record
AUGGGGAUCUCUGACUUGCCUUUCGUUGCUCGUGCUCAGGGCCUGAGAAAAGAUUGUCGAGACUUCGUUCGCAGCAAAGUGUUGGGUUCGAAGCUCACAGCGCCAGCCGCCGACGUCGAAACUUUGGACAAGAAUCAGGUUGCAGCAGACCCUGUUGACGCUGCCAAGCGCAAAGGGAUUACUCACAAGCGAAUUAUCAUCUGCUGCGAUGGCACCUGGCAAACUUCAGCCACGAUUCGGAAGAAUGUCCCUUCCAAUGUGACACGGCUAGCACGCUCCAUCGCUCAAACCGGGAAAGUGAACAGAAAUGGAGGCAGCGACUCUCCCGACGACGAGACAUGCCCGCAGAUUGUCUACUAUAGCUCGGGCAUAGGCACCGGUGACGGCGUCAACAUCGUCGAGAAAGCGCGCCAGGCCACCUUCGGCGACGGGCUUGCCUGCGACGUCAUUAAGGCCUAUUCAUUCAUCGUCAUGAAUUACUCUCCUCACGACGAGAUUUUCUGUUUCGGAUUCUCCCGAGGAGCUUACACGGCUCGCGCAGUAGCCGGCCUCAUCACGGACAUUGGCAUUGUCACGCCCCAGGAACUGGACGAUUUCCCGGAGCUCUACCGUAUCUACCGACAACACGACGACAACGAUAGCUUCAAGUUCCGACAGUCUGACGCGUACCGAAACUGGAUCAUGGGCGUUGAGAAGCCGCAGGUUUUGCAGGCUAGUGGAGCGGACGACAACUGGAGUCAGGUGCCGCAUGCCCUGCCUGCUGAGUAUACCAGAAUCGUCCAAGUUGUUGGCGUCUUCGACACCGUUGGCGCUUUGGGAAUCCCGUAUAUGGGCAUUACUCAGAAACUGAGCAACGAGAUCGCCAGGCGCUAUCGAUGGCUUGGCAUUGAGGAAUAUGGAUUUCACAAUCCUUCCUUGAGCAGGUAUAUCAGGCAUGCAUUCCAUGCUCUUGCUCUGGACGAUCACAAGACGGCUUUCACUCCAACUCUCUGGCGUCUUCCUGCAGAUGAUCAAAAGCUUAAACCCAGCCAGACAGCCAGGGAAGACCUUGCGAAGAAGCUAAGGCAACUCAUAGACGACCAGGCCGAAGAAGGUAGAAUUCAAAAAGCUUGGAAAGCCUUGAUAGAGCGCGAGAUGUUCGAUCAGUUGCAAGCGCUUUCUGAGCAGGAAAUCCAGCAGAGAUUGCAGGAGAAAAACCUCCCGAAGAAUAUCAGGGAGGAACUUGACCAGAAGCUCCGGCAGAAGAACGAUAAGAACCAGCCGCUGGACCUGCCGCCUGACCUUCAACAAGUUUGGUUCCCUGGCAGCCACACCAACAUUGGAGGCGGCAACCCUGGCAUUCUGAAUGGGUUACCAUUUGACUGCGAACAACUGGCACUUGUUUCCUUCGCUUGGAUGUGCGACCAAGUCAGCCCUUUCCUCGACCUCGAUGACGAAAAGAUAGAGGCAGAUGGCAGAGUUUUGUCAACGCUCGCAGAUCGCGAGAUCGAAUCGCGAAGGAAGCUUGUGGAGUUUUCCAACCAGCUUCAGGGUAUCUCCCUCAACUCAGCAAUUCAACUCGUCCGCAAGGUACUUGCACACUUCGGAGUGGUCAAUACCGGCGAAAACAACCACGAAUGGGCCUUGGGACCCAUCAUUUGGGGUAGAUCCACUAUCAAGGGGAACAUCAUUACCGACUUCUUCAUGGGCCUGGUCUUUGGCUGGCUCUUGCGCUUCUUCUUGAAAGAUAGGAGUCCAGGCAGAUAUAAGAAAUCCCACGGUCAUCAGAACGAUGUCGGGGUGACCAAUGAGCGGAUACAUCCGGCUGUGAGAUAUCGCAUGGAACACGAUGAUAAGUACAAACCAGGUGCUCUCAAAGACUUCCAACCGGAGGCAAAGAAAGGAGCGUACCGGGAGGGAAAGUACACGUACAAGUGGGCGCCGACAUUGCUGCACAAGAUGAGAAAGGAUGACUCUCCCCUUCUAGAAUACUACGUCAAGCCUGAAGAUCAGAUCUCGCGGGCAUUGGCCAAUCGAUCCAAGCUCGGAGAGAAGUUUAUCGGAAGUCUUUGA